AUGAUCCGUCGCCUGGGGCUGCCGGCGUUCCAACGGCGCGGCCUGUGCACGGUCGAGAUCAACUCGGUCGCGCGCAUCGUUCGGAUGCACGUCGCAGGCGAGAGCCAGGCCGCAAAGGCCGACAAGGCGGUCCUCGCAAUCAAGAGGGCGCUCGAGGAGGCUCAGGCGGCGAAGGAAAUCCAGGGCUUCACGAAGGUCGUGCGCACGGUGUGCAAGACCGAGUGGGCCUACGAGGGUGCGAUCGUCUUUGACUCGCUCGACAACUUCAAGGCGUACAUGGAGUCCGACUUUCGCGAGAAGACGAUGAAGCCGCUGCUCGCACACGUCGCCGUUCGCCGCGCCGUGGAGCCCGCACGCGACGGCAGCGCCGACCGAGAGGAGGAAGACAAAGACAAAGGCGACGUCGGUGGAUGCGCGCUUAGAGAGCUUGAGCGGCGAGACGCCGAUCAGGCGCGACUCUACCAGUACUGGGGCUACGCCUGGGUGUACGCGGCCACCAUCGCCAACGCCACCUUCGCCGUGCGCGACACCGGCAAGUCAGCGUACGAGCUCAAGACCGGGCAGCGCCCCAAGAUGAACAUGUUCUACCCGUGGGCGUGCAAGAUGAUCGUCAAGCGACCUUCUGCGUCAACGCUCUGGAACGGCAUCGAGUACCGUGCUCCUACCUCCGACCUCAUGCCCGACAAGCGCGUGUGCCUGCACCGCGUCCAUGCGCGCCACGUACAUGGCGAGCAUGAUGCACGUGUACGAGAGGACGAGCGGGACCGUCUUGGGCACGUCGAUGUCAUUCACCGCGCGGAACAUGUCGCCCGCGACCUUGCGGUAGAUCGGCUGGAGCGGGUCCUCCUCGAUGGCGUACUCUGCUCCGCCACCUGA
Emiliania huxleyi CCMP1516 is the source of this 876-nucleotide messenger RNA. RefSeq lists its product as hypothetical. NCBI's taxonomy places the organism in Eukaryota, Haptophyta, Isochrysidales, Noelaerhabdaceae. The record is from RefSeq and is a predicted model, not a curated record. The coding region runs from base 1 to 876 and encodes 291 amino acids. The transcript is spliced from 4 exons.